UUUCUAAUCUCAAACUCUGGAAAACAAACUUGCUGGGAUUGACGAAUCUCGGCAAACCUGGAUACACCGGGAGCUCUUACAGACACUAUUAAUACAGUGCAGUCUGGCAUUUGGGGAGUAGGCGGCCCCCGACUCCCUCUGGACCAACCAGUAGCAGGCAAAGUGAGAGUGACAGACGCCUUGGCCAAUAGCGUUUGAGACAGUUUACGAUGGCGUUUACAUGAUAUGUUGAAGCCGCUACAGUACAGCAUUUUCAGCAUUUAGUGAUGCAGCAGAUGUUGCCCGGUGCUUACAGAGUGGAGAGCGCUAUGCUGUUUUUUGUGCGGCUCAAAACCUUUAUUUAUCUGUAUUCGGGGGGCUUGUUGAUUUUAGCAGGUCUUCACCAGACAGAGGCGGCUAGCACAGAAAUGGCCAACCUGAACUGGAAGCCGUUCAUUUACGGAGGUCUGGCCUCGAUCGUCGCGGAGUUUGGCACCUUCCCGAUCGACCUGACGAAGACGCGGCUGCAGGUGCAGGGUCAGAGCCACUACCCCGAGGUGCGCUACAGGGGCAUGUUCCACGCCCUGCUGAGGAUCGGGCGCGAGGAGGGCGUGCGCACGCUCUACUCCGGGAUUUCUCCCGCUCUCCUGCGCCAGGCGUCGUAUGGCACCAUCAAGAUCGGCACUUACCAGACCCUGAAGAGAUUGUUCGUGACCCGUCCCGAAGAUGAGACGAUGGUGAUUAACGUGUUCUGCGGAGUGAUUGCCGGAGUUAUAUCGUCCUCUAUAGCCAACCCCACAGAUGUGCUCAAGAUCCGGAUGCAGGCCCAGGGCAGCCUGCUGCAGGGCAGCAUGAUGGCGAACUUCAUCGACAUCUACCAGCAGGAGGGCACCCGCGGGCUGUGGAGGGGGGUCAUCCCCACGGCGCAGAGGGCAGCCAUUGUGGUGGGGGUGGAGCUUCCUGUCUAUGACAUCACCAAGAAGCACCUGAUCCUGUCCGGCCUUAUGGGAGACACCAUCUACACACACUUCGUAUCCAGUUUCUCGUGCGGCCUGGCUGGAGCCCUGGCCUCCAACCCCGUGGACGUCGUCCGGACCCGAAUGAUGAACCAGCGCGUGCUGGCGGGGAACCAUCUGUACAAGGGCACGCUGGACGGGCUGCUGCAGACCUGGAGGAACGAGGGCUUCUUCGCUCUCUACAAGGGCUUCUGGCCCAACUGGCUGCGGCUGGGGCCCUGGAACAUCAUCUUCUUCAUCACCUACGAGCAGCUGAAGAAACUGCCCUUGUAGCGGCCCUGGACGAGGCCCACACGCUCCGAGGAGUGCCGGGAUGCCCUCCGGAUCCCCUCGGAGGAGCCGUAUGGCAGCGCCCGGGUUACCCACAAUGCAGCACCCUGUGCGCGGACGCUUUCACACUCCCUCCAUUCGGCAUCCAUCUUUUAUCUGUGUGCGCAUUUGUUUAACUUUUUAAAUAUUUUUUAGCAUUAUUUUAAGGCGUACUGAACCUCCUCUCUCUCCCCCCCCAUCCCUGCUUACGGCAGCUAAAAUUCUGAAAUACUGGAAGGGUCCGUAGUCGCUGGAAGUUGGGAAAACUGAUGGAGUGCUUAGCAGCCGAGAGCACUGUUCAUCAGCGACGCUGUGUUCAGGAGGGAGAGAGGCGAGCAAGGACGGAGUUUCCAACUGAGAGGCUUCUGAUCCUCUCAACUCCAGUCUAGUUUGUGUGGAAGUGGUGUGUUUUUUUUUAUCGCAAAACUUGAAUUUCUGUUUUGUGCAGCUGUAUCGCAUGAAUGUGCAGAGUCACAGGUCACAUGGCUGUUACCGGGGGAGCCAGCUUAAUCCGUGGUGUGCGCCCCUGUUGGGACGACAGCUGGAGCUGGCAGGCUGAGCACGUGUGUGUUGUCCUUGUUAUGUUACCGACGCGAUGUGUGUGUCAUCACACUGACAGCAGGAACAGGAGAAAGGUUACAGACAGGAGGGGGCCUUUAAACUCUUGGUAACGGAUCCCGGGGUAUCGGCUUCAACAGCAUGGCUGGGCAGCUUGUUCCACACCCCCACUAUUCCGCCCCCCUGUUCCCCGGUUUUAAAUGCAUUUCCCCUUCGUUUCAAUCCCUGAAGAAGUCCAGAGCCGUGUGCUUUAUCAACACCGGGAAGGACGUCUGAAGAUGGUGCUUGUCACCCAGGGGACACAGACACUUGUAAGAACUUGGGGAAAGUUUGUUGGGCCUGGGAGAAAGAGGAGAGGAUGACGGAGGGAAAGCUUAGGUUAAGAUGAUAAAGCUCUGGCAUGGGCCGUGGGAAUUUUACAGCGUGGUUGUGUUGGGGUAGUGCUUCAGCUCUCCCCAGAAAGUGUGGCACAGGGGGGGACAGUGUGGAGAUUUUGAAGGCACCCCGGGAAUUCCCUGUCAGAAUUCGUGAUGCGCACCGUGCUGUGGCGCACAAGGAAUCUGGAUCUCGUGGUUUCUAGAAGGAGUUAUAGAUCACAGAUUGAAUUGAAUGAUAUCUUGCAAACGCGAUGGACUGGGAUCCCAUCCGGGAGGAGGCCUUCCGCCCAUCGCUUGCUGGGAUAGGCUCCGGCUCCCCCCGCCACAUCCCGAAAGGAACCCAAACUUACGGGAAGUGAGCGGUUUGAACCACCGCUGAAGAGCAGCACCACCUCAGUCACGCGCAGCGGUAAUUGUGCCAGUAUGGGCAUCGCGGUGCCAGCGUGUGCCACACAAGAUCAGGUGAACAGGUGCUUAUACUGUAAAAGCCUAGAGUGGAACUCGGCCAGGACACCAACAUUGCAAACUCUGCUAGUACCAUCAGCACCAAAGGACUGUUGAUGACCAGAUAGUCAGGACCUCAGUUCAAUAUAUCAGCAGUACCUAAAGGAGGAACCUCCUAUAGCAGAGUGUCCCCACUUACCAUACUGGGGCAUCGAGGAAGAGCACCACGUACUGGUCACCAAGACCACUGACAGCAGUAAGCUGGUUUUCCCCUUUUCCCUGGAGGUCUCUCAUCCCAGCUCUGACCAGGCCCAGCCCAGCCCAGCCUGCUGAGCAGCUGUGAUCUGAUGAGAUCAGGCUACAGGGCUACAAGAUGUUUCGGCUUAUUUGCCCUUUAAAGUCUCUUAUCAUCAGAUGCAAGGGAGCUCGUUUCAGACUUUGUUCGAGUGAGGCAUAUGCAAACACGAAAGGCUGAUGGCACCGUGACUCUUUACCAAAAACUGGCGAAUACUAUUAUUUUAUUUCCAAAUCCCAAGUUUGCAUUUAUAAAGGUGCCACGUUUUGCACCCUGUGGACAGUCUGUUGUGGCACGAUGUCUUUGGUGCAGUGGAGUGACACCAGGGGAAGUCUGGGUCACAUGUCGCAUCUGUCAUCAGCCGACACCAGAGAACAGGAAGUCUGGGUCACGUGUCGCGUCUGCCAUCAGCAUCAAUCUAGCUUUAGAAUUGAACAGUUUGGCCAGGCUGAAGGCCCUGCAUCAAAGGCUGAACAAGGCCUAUAUGAAAAAGCGCACAUACACGAGAUCAUUCCUGC
Molecule: messenger RNA, 3496 nt
Organism: Lepisosteus oculatus (spotted gar)
Lineage: Eukaryota; Metazoa; Chordata; Actinopteri; Semionotiformes; Lepisosteidae
Gene: slc25a14
Product: solute carrier family 25 member 14
Biological process (GO): transmembrane transport
Molecular function (GO): transmembrane transporter activity
Source: RefSeq, a predicted model, not a curated record